Messenger RNA from Nylanderia fulva, 1106 nucleotides. RefSeq lists its product as uncharacterized. NCBI's taxonomy places the organism in Eukaryota, Metazoa, Arthropoda, Insecta, Hymenoptera, Formicidae. The record is from RefSeq and is a predicted model, not a curated record.
UCGCUAUAAAAGUAGCGAUCGAGGUGUCUGAGGUCUCUGUUACUUUAAAAUGUCGCGCACGGUUGCAUGCCGGUCCUUCCGGUCGUCUCAAAUUGUGCUCUUAUUGUUAGUACUUACAUUAAUAUUAUCAUCAACGACGUUAUGGCGAGCGGAUGCCAGCCCGUUACCGGAUCCCACGCAGGAGUACCAGAAUUUGUUAUCCGAAGCUUCGACGAUCAAUUUGACAGAUACCUCAACAGACAAUUCGACGGAAAUUCCGGCCAACACCGACGUAUACGUGAUAAAAGCUGUAGUCUACGAGAUUGGAAUUCUUACAGAUACAGAUAAUACAACUAAUACCGAAAGUACUGAAAGACACGAAAGAGUAGAUAUAUCGCUGUACGAUCCACCGCAUCAAGAAGACGAAUUCUCCUAAUGAAAUCUUCUUAAAAACGAAGCGAACGUAUAAAUGGAUACAAAAUACGCAUUUAUGGAGAUCGGAAGCGAGAAUCAAAAUGACAUUAUUUUACUGGAAAAAUUGCGUAUAAGGAACGACAAUUUUUCAGUAAAUAAGUGUAUAAAUUAUUAAUUAUAAUAUUAUAUUAGAUUUUAAUAUAAUGGAGUAACAAAGUGUAACAAAUACUUGAUGUAUACGCAGUUUAUAAAGAUUUCAAUAUCAAACUUAUAAUGCUAUGAGACGAGCGUUUCGGAAUUCAGAACAAAUGUUUAUUAUUUUGUCAUUUAAUUAUGAACAAUAUAUUUCGUGUACAACGCUAUAAACACAUUGCUGCUGCAAAACCUGCGAGGCAGAAGAAAGUCGCGGAACAAUCAGGUAACAUAAUUCGCAGAAUGAUAGAUAUACGUAGUAAAUUAGCUCGGUCGGAGCAUGCGCAACACACAUAUUAUUUUCUGCAAUUUAACGCUAUUUAUUUUGUGGAAGAUCUUCGUGAAAGACUUUAACAGUCGCUUAAACGUACGUAGAAAUCUUUUCUGUCUUCUUCUUUUUUUUAUAUAUUGGAAUGCAAAUAAGCGCGCAAGUUUGACAGCCCCGAUUAAUUAUACGUGUAUCGUGUACAAAUUUCGACCAAAUAUUACGACAAAAGGUAAUAAAAAUAUUCUCGAUUCUC